Messenger RNA from Tupaia belangeri chinensis (Chinese tree shrew), 744 nucleotides. RefSeq names its product tetraspanin 19 (gene TSPAN19). The coding region runs from base 1 to 744 and encodes 247 amino acids. The record is from RefSeq and is a predicted model, not a curated record. Lineage: Eukaryota; Metazoa; Chordata; Mammalia; Scandentia; Tupaiidae. The transcript is spliced from 8 exons. Gene Ontology annotation, cellular component: plasma membrane.
AUGCUAAGAAAAAACAAGAUAUUAAUUUUUAAGUACUUUCUUAAUCUCAUUAAUGGAGCUUUCAUGAUUCUUGGACUUUUAUUUAUUGGAUUUGGUGCAUGGCUUUUAUUAGAUAGAAAUAUUUUAACACUGCUGGAUGGAAAUCAUCACUUCAUAGUAUAUGUUUCUCAAAUUUUGACUGGAAUGGGCUCCACAAUCAUUCUUCUUUGUCUGUUGGGUUAUUUGGGAAUUCGCAACAAAAUCAGAUGGCUCCUAAUUCUGUAUGCAGUGCUGCUUACAUGGGCAUUUGGUGUUCAAGUUGUACUUUCAGUACUCAUCUUCACAAAGAAAGAGGAGGUUCACCAGCUAUGGCAAAAUAAAAUUGAUUUAGUCAUAUCUGAGUAUGGAUCUAAAGAUAAGCCUGAAGACAAACCCAAGUGGAUGAUUCUAAAUGCUUUACAGAAAACAUUACAGUGUUGUGGCCAACAUAAUUACACAGAUUGGAUAAAGAAUAAGAAUAAAGAAAAUUCAAAGCAAGUGCCAUGUUCUUGCACAAAUUCUACAUUUAAAAAGUGGUUCUGUGAAGAGCCACUGAAUUCAAUUUACCUAGAGGGAUGUGAAAAUAAAAUCAGUGCAUGGUAUCAUGUUAAUGCUUUAGCCUUAAUUGGAAUUAACCUUGGACUUCUGGCUUCAGAGGUUUUGCAAAUCUUAUUUACUAUUUCUUUCUUAAGACUCAUCAAGAAUAGAAUAUAUGCAGAAGCAUGA